Leptopilina boulardi is the source of this 2732-nucleotide messenger RNA. Its product is annotated as acyl-CoA synthetase short-chain family member 3, mitochondrial. The record is from RefSeq and is a predicted model, not a curated record. Bases 351 to 2396 code for a protein of 681 amino acids. Lineage: Eukaryota; Metazoa; Arthropoda; Insecta; Hymenoptera; Figitidae. The transcript has 12 exons.
UCGUUACAAGUUCCGAAGGGAGCUAGCUCGUAUUAAAUUUUGGUCCAAAUUUUCAAAAAUAAAACGUCUUAUUAAUUUUACUUGUUUGUUUAUAUAAUAGAAAAAUAAAAAAAAAUAUAUAUAUAUAUUAUAUUUUUACUAAAACAGUUGGUGAAGAUUUUUUUUUUUUUUUUUUAAAUCUACAAAACAGAAAUUUUUUGUUUUUACGAAAACAAUUAAGGAUUCUGGAGAAACAGUGAUUUGAAUGGACCCCUCUUUAUGGACGAAUAGGCGUUAUCGUUAUUUUACAUUAUAACGCCUACCUGUUUUAUUUUUCCCAUUUCUUUAUUUUGCAACAAAAAUUUUAAAAAAUGUUGGAACAAGUGAAUUUGGACAUUUUGGAAAGUGAAAUUGAAGAUCCAGAAAAGGAGCGUGCACUACGAGCUCAAAUUCAUAAGAAGAGCGAUGGAACUGAUUAUAUUUUAAAUCAAAAUCGAUAUCGCAGUCCCGUUUAUGAAGAGGCUUUUAGAAGAUCAUUAGAAAAUCCUGAAGAAUUUUGGGCCGAGGUUGGAAAAUGUAUAGACUGGAGUAAACCGUGGGAUAAAGUUUUAGAUAAUAGCAACGAACCAUUUACAAAGUGGUAUGUGGGAGGUGAAACGAAUGCCUGUUAUAAUGCAUUGGAUCGUCACGUAAAAGCCGGACUAGGUGGAAAAACUGCUUUAAUUCAUGACAGUCCUUUAACGUCGUCAAUUCGAAAAGUCACUUACAAUGAACUUCUUGAAAAAACGUCCCUUUUGGCCGGUGCCCUUUCCGAAAUAGGAGUAAAAAAAGGCGAUUGCGUUCUCAUUUAUAUGCCACUUAUUCCCGAAACAGUUAUUGCUAUUCUAGCAACAGCAAGAAUUGGUGCUAUUCAUUCAGUUGUUUUUGGCGGUUUUGCUGCUAAAGAAUUGGCAACUAGAAUAGAUCAUGCCACGCCAAAAGUUAUAAUUGCUGCCAGUUGUGGUUUAGAGCCAACAAAAAUUAUCAAGUACACUGACAUGUUGAAUGAGGCAUUGGAUAUUAUUGUUACGCCAAAACCACAAUGCAUUGUCUAUCAAAGGAGACACGUUUGGGAAGCUCCACUUUUUGAAAAUCAAUUUGAUUGGGAUGAAUUAUUGAGAAGAGCGAAACCACAUCCUUGUGUACCAGUUGAAGCCAAUCAACCUUUAUACAUUCUCUACACCUCGGGAACAACAGAUCAACCGAAAGGGAUUCAGAGACCAAUAGGAGGUCACAUAGCGACCCUUUGUUGGUCAAUGAAAACAGUUUAUGGAAUGGAUAAAGACUCAACGUGGUGGGCUGCUUCAGAUAUGGGAUGGGUUGUAGGUCAUUCUUACAUAUGUUAUGGUCCACUAAUAAGUGGUGUAACUAGUGUCAUGUAUGAAGGAAAACCCGAUAGGACACCUGAUGCUGGUCAAUAUUUCAGAAUCAUUGAUCAACAUAAAGUAAAUGCCCUAUUCACUGUUCCAACUGCUUUGCGAAUUAUUCGACGUGCCGAUCCAGAGAUAUUAUUGGGUAAACGAUAUUCAACAAAGUCGCUAAAAGCAAUUUUUGUUGCUGGUGAACAUUGUGAUUAUGAAACAAAAGCGUGGGCGGAAAAAACUUUUAAAGUACCAAUUCUUAAUCAUUGGUGGCAAACGGAAACUGGUCACGCUGUUACUUGCACUUGUUUAGGAUUGGGUCAAACCACAAAUCCUCCAAAGUACAGUACUGGAACGCCAAUUCCUGGUUAUAAUGUUCAAGUUUUACGAGACGAUGGAAGUAGAGCAGGAGCCCACGAACUUGGAAGAAUUGUCAUAAAACUACCUUUACCACCAGGAGUUAUGUCAACUCUUCAUCUAGCACCCGAGAGGUUCAAAGAAGUUUAUUUCUCAAAAUAUCCAGGUUAUUACGAUACCAUGGACGCUGGUUAUAUUGAUGAAUUUGGAUACGUUUACGUAACAGCAAGAGAUGACGAUAUCAUUAAUGUGGCUGGACAUCGAUUAUCUACAUCCUCAUUGGAAGAUGUUAUCCUUCGUCAUCCUAAUGUUGUCGAGGCGGCAGUAGUCGGCGUCCCGGAACAUAUGAAAGGAGAAAUUCCCUUGUGUUUAUAUGUUAUGAGAGAUGAUUCUCAGAAAAAUGAAGAAGAAAUUAAUCAAGAAUUAGUUGCAUCCGUUAGACGUCUCAUAGGACCAAUUGCCGCAUUUAAAGUUGCUGCCGCUGUAAAAGCUUUACCCAGUACACGAUCCGGAAAAAUUUGCCGAAAAUCAAUUGCCAAUUUAGCACGUUCGAAAAUUGUAAAGAUUCCAAGCACAAUUGAGGAUCCAACAGUUUACAGAGAGAUAAAACAAGUUUUGCAAAAACUAGGCUACGCUAAACAAGCACCUGAUCCUCAAUAAUUUUAAAUUAUUAUUUUAAUUCAUCAUAGUUUGUUUUUUUUUUUAUAUACGAAAAACGAAAUUACUAAAGAAAUUUUAUGCUUUAAUGACAGAGUUCUGAAAUACGAAUAUGAUUUAAUUGAAAUUCGAUAAAUAUCAUGGUAUUUAAAUUAAUUGAUGUAAUUGCAAAAUUGAAUCAUUUUUUAAAAUCAAACAAACAAUUGUUUUAACAAUAAUUUACAGUUUUAAAGAAAAUUUGGUGAUAGGGAAAAAUUCAAAAUUUUAUAUAGUUAAUAAGAAAAUUCAGUAGAGCUGAAAAUAAUAAUGUUAAAUAAUAAAGAAUAAUAAUAUAAAUAA